Molecule: messenger RNA, 2107 nt
Organism: Erpetoichthys calabaricus (reedfish)
Lineage: Eukaryota; Metazoa; Chordata; Cladistia; Polypteriformes; Polypteridae
Gene: cog8
Product: component of oligomeric golgi complex 8
Exons: 5
Coding region: 222-2033 (603 amino acids)
Biological process (GO): intra-Golgi vesicle-mediated transport
Cellular component (GO): COG complex
Source: RefSeq, a predicted model, not a curated record
CGUCAGAUGCGCUUUCGGGCGUUUUAGUAUUGGCAGGGAUACUUUUAUAAACGAUGCGAAGACUGUAUGGUUGGAACAGAAGUUGUUUUCGUUUGAAAAUUCUAUUUUGACAUGAAAACGUGUUAUUGCGAACGUAGCCUUACUUCCAUUGCUAUGUCUACACGUCAUCAUAUCGGUUUAAAUAAAGCUCGUUGAGAAGUUAGCACUUUGCCCUUACAAAGAUGGCGGCUGUCGAUGUGGAAGAUGAGAGUAUCUUGGCUUCUAUUUUUAAGGAUAGUUUUGCUGAGAACUGGCGGGAGAAUCCUGAUUUUGCUGCCUAUUUGUCGGAAUUGAGUUCGUAUGGUUUGGAGAAGCUAUGCAGGGAGCCGGAGCGGCUGGCCGAAGAGAGGGCGCAGAUCCUGCAGCAGACCAGGGAGUUGGCCUUUUCCAACUACAAGACCUUCAUCCGCACCGCGGAAUGCACUCAGGAAAUCUACCGGGAUUUCGGCCAGGUAGAGGACUGUGUGUCUCGUCUUUUGGACAAGCUUCCGGGGUUUGGAGAAAAAUGCAGAAACUUUGUAAAAGAUGCUGAGGAAAUUGGUGCCAAUCGGAGAAUGAACAGCCUCACCCUAAAUCGACACACUGAAAUUCUGGAGAUUCUGGAGAUUCCUCAGCUUAUGGAUACUUGUGUCAGAAAUGGGUAUUAUGAAGAAGCCCUGGAGCUGGCUGCUUAUGUAAAGAGGCUGGAGAAAAAACAUUCCUCUAUUCCUGUUCUCCAGGGCAUUGUGAGUGAAGUACGGCAGUCUGCACAACUCAUGCUAAAUCAGCUGAUUCAACAGCUCUGCAGCAACGUCCAGCUGCCUGCCUGCCUGCGAGUUAUCAGCUACCUGCGUCGUAUGGACGUCUUUACUGAAGCCGAGCUACGCAUCAAGUUCCUCCAGGCUCGUGGCACUUGGCUACGUUCAAUCCUGUGUGCCAUAUCCAAUGAUGACCCUUACUUCCACAUAACCAAAACCAUUGAAGCCUACCGGGUUCAUUUGUUUGAUAUUAUCACCCAGUACCGAGCAAUCUUCUCUGAUGAAGAUCCACUGCUUUCUACCAGUGAACAGCUAGUGAAUGAGAGUGCAAUUUUUCAUGGCUGGGUCGUGCAGAAGGUCUCAGAUUUCCUUCAGACUCUUGAAACUGACUUGGAGAAAGGAGUGGGGGCUCGACUAGAUUCCUUACUGGGACAGUGCAUGUAUUUUGGAUUGUCUUUCAGUCGGGUUGGAGCAGAUUUCCGUGGCCAGCUAGCACCAAUGUUCCAAACAGUUGCAUUUCAGACCUUCCAAAAGGCAGUCGGGGAAGGACUGAAUAAGUUCCAAGAUGACAUGAAUCUUUACACUCUGAUCUCUGUGCCUUCUGUGCUGGGUGCAACCAUUCCACCUGUGGUCCCCUCUACCCAGCCUGGGAACCUGCAGCCUCCAAUGGUGCUUCUGGACUUUCCACCACUGGCUUGUUUUCUCAAUAAUAUUUUAACAGCAUUCAACGACUUAAGACUUUGUUGUCCGGUUGCCCUCACUUAUGAUGUGACAACAUGCUUGGAAGCUGCACUUCGUAAAGUGACAAAAUUAAUUCUGGCUUUUCAUCGUGCUGAGGAAACAGCAUUCAGCAGUCGGGAAAAAGAAUUGUUCGUCCAGUUUUGCUCUGCAUUUGCGGAGGACUUGGUUCCGUUUCUUAACCGCUGUCUCCAAGUUCUCUUUCCACCUGCACAGAUUGCACAAAUACUUGGUAUUCCACCAACACAAGUCCACAAAUACGGAUCUCUGGGGUGCAUCAAUGUGAAUUCAGUUUUGGAACCUUUGGAGUUUAUUUUGCCUAAAAAGGAAUCCAUUUCUACGGUUGUUACUCUUAGUACUGAUGUAGACAUUACAUCCGCCGGACCUCAGAAAGAAUUUGUAACUGCAGAACACUCCACGUCCGAGCCUUUGGAACAUCACAGGACUGACGCCCACCAAGAAUCGGAUGGGCCAGCCAGCACCGUCAGCCCAAAGCAAGACCCUCGGCAGGCACCGUGAGUCUGAAAACUGAAUUUAUAUCACCAUGAGAAUUUGGCUUCUCUACCUCCAAUAAAAAGAAGUUGCACAUGUUC